Messenger RNA from Pristis pectinata (smalltooth sawfish), 1636 nucleotides. RefSeq names its product dicarbonyl/L-xylulose reductase (gene dcxr). Gene Ontology annotation, biological process: xylulose metabolic process; glucose metabolic process. The record is from RefSeq and is a predicted model, not a curated record. Lineage: Eukaryota; Metazoa; Chordata; Chondrichthyes; Rhinopristiformes; Pristidae. The coding region runs from base 136 to 870 and encodes 244 amino acids. Gene Ontology annotation, molecular function: carbonyl reductase (NADPH) activity; L-xylulose reductase (NADPH) activity. The transcript is spliced from 8 exons.
GGUGGGAGGAGCCGCGCUGACUGAGGAGCGGACGGGGCCGGUUUGUGGCCUCGAUAAAUUGAGCAGACGGUGGCUGCGCUCCAGCAGUUGGAGGAAACUGCGGAGGAGCCAAGUUCGCUCCGAGUCCCCGGGGUAAUGGAGCCGAGCUUGGCCUGUAAACGUGCCCUGGUGACGGGCGCCGGCAAAGGUAUUGGUAGAGCCACAGCUAAGGCCCUACUAGCAUGUGGUGUGGAAGUUAUUGCAGUAACCAGGACACAAUCUGAUUUGGACAGCCUUGUUCAGGAGUGCCCCAAAAUGCUGACAAUCUGCGUGGACAUAAGUAACUGGGAAGCCACAGAAAAUGCACUGAAAGAUGUAGGUCCUAUAGAUCUCUUGGUGAACAAUGCUGCUGUUAGCAUUUUAGAACCAUUCCUCGAAGUUACCCAGGAAGCAUUUGAUAAAUUGUUUAAUGUUAAUGUGAAAGCUGUGUUGCAUGUUUCACAGAUAAUUGCAAAAGGGAUGAAAUGCCGCGGGGAAGGUGGUGCCAUAGUGAACGUCUCCAGCCAGGCAUCCCAAUGUGCACUGAAAGAUCAUGCUGUAUACUGUGCCACGAAAGGAGCUGUGGACAUGCUAACAAAGGUGAUGGCACUUGAACUGGGACCACACAAGAUAAGAGUGAAUACAGUGAACCCCACAGUGGUGAUGACUGCAUUGGGCCGGAUUGCAUGGAGUGAUCCAGUAAAAUCAGCAGGAAUGUUGUCUCGCAUCCCAAUGGGCAAGUUUGCAGAAGUUGAAGAUGUGGUGAAUGCAAUAAUCUUCCUCCUCAGUGACAAAAGCGCAAUGAUAAAUGGAGUGACUCUGCCUGUGGAUGGCGGAUUUCUUGCUUCGUAAAACACUUUGUGGGUAAAUUAGGGGACCGUAAAAGGGAAAUUCUGUUUAAGCCAGUUGUAAUUGGUUUUAACAUUGCAAUCAAAGAAUCCACUUCAGAAAAUUUACUAUUUGUUCCUGGGAACUUUGUGCUAUAACGUGACUGGAGUAUGUCAAAUUUCCUAAUGUUCCCAUUUGUGCUGGAUUAAUGUGCCAGUUUCAAUCUUCAAUGCAGGAUCAUUUCUGGGCUUUAAUCUGAUCAUAAGCUUAUACAAUGUGUUAGCAGUAGAUGCAGUUUAAAAAUCAUUAAAAAUGUUGAAUCUGAUAAGUUUACCAAUAGUUUAUUUAUCACAUCAGUUUUAAGUGCAAUAUAAGAUAACUGAAUUGCUGACAACAUAGAGAACAGUUGUCCAAAAGCAGACUGGAGAUGCUGGAAAUCCAGAAUAAAAGUACUACAGGUACUUGUCAGACAGCACUUGUGGUGAUAGAGCUAAUGUUUCACAAUGUGGGUUCUGUCCAUCCAAAGGCACAUUGAAUAUGAUCUUCACUCUAUGACAGCUCCAAGAAAAAAUCAGGGUGCAGCAUCAUUACUUCAUUGGUUGUAAAACAUUAUGAAAUCAUACGUUUUUUCCCUCUGGCUACCAAGUAGUAAGUCCUGACAGUCUGUUGUUAGGUGUUUUCUGCUGUACUUUUACUAUACCUAGGAAUCCAGAAGCCAAUUUCUGGAAAACCCUGCUUGGCUGAAAUGGAUUCUACCUAGUGCCAUCACAAAACUAUAAUAUGUUGUCCU